This is a messenger RNA of Ramularia collo-cygni, 1206 nucleotides long. RefSeq lists its product as uncharacterized. Bases 1 to 1206 code for a protein of 401 amino acids. The transcript has a single exon. The record is from RefSeq and is a predicted model, not a curated record. Lineage: Eukaryota; Fungi; Ascomycota; Dothideomycetes; Mycosphaerellales; Mycosphaerellaceae.
AUGGCCUCACCUGCGACUUUGAAGCCAAAGGUCCCUUCAACGCCUGAGAUCACCAUCACCGAAGAGGAAGUGAGGAGCGACGACCUCAGACUACCUGCGCCGAUGACGCUGGCGUCGAAGAAACGCCUUUCUUUCCAGCUACCACCCAGCCAGCAGUCGCCUACAAUCGAGGUGCAGCCAAUGCUUGUGAAUCCCAGUGAUCCCACCGGAUCUAUCAGUGGCGAUGGAGCAUGUACGAUCCCAAGACCAACACAGCCCAUUACGAUCCCAUCAGCGGGCAUUCUGGAGACCUAUGGCGAGGACGGGAUGCGUUCAAGCAGUGUUUCAGCAGCACCUUCCGCGGCAAGUUUGAGGCAGCGGCCGAAACUCCUAUCAGAGCUGAGAAGAAGCAUAUCUUCCACUCACUUGGGCCAUCUAUUCCAUCAUCCGAAGGUUCCAAACGGAGGUAGCGCUGGCGCCUCCGAAAAAGCGAAUGCCGCCAAACGUAGCGGUAGCAACAGUCCACUUCCCGCGUCUGCAGACGUCCAAGACCUGUUCAAGAAGCACAACAAGCAGACCUGUCCGGAUCUGGAAGCAGUCAGCCGAGCGUUGAACUCACUGCGUGCCCAGUCAACUCCCGGAGAUAACGAGUAUGUAACAAGUCUGACACGACUGGCAACUUCUCUUGAAUUGUCCCGCGCGGACAGCAAGAGAGCUUUGAUUCAAGCCAUGCAAGCUCGCGAUGCGGGUCGGAAUGAAGUGUGUCGCAGCUUAUGUCUGUCCAUCGUGCAAAACUCGCAUGCAGACGUCGAUACGCGGGUCUAUUCCUACAACAUCCUCAGCACAAUGGCCUCACCAGGACAGGCUAUGAAUUACCUCGCCGAAGCAUACAAGCUCGUAGAGGAGCACCAAGAUACGCACCCUGAGUGCGAGAAACUUCUGGGAGUGAUUGCUCUGCUCAAGGAUGGCGCGAUCGAGAAGGAUGGAGGUUGUCUCACCGAGCAGGCGGCAUUGGCGAGUGAGAAACUAUGCGAGCUGGCGAUAUCUCCUACCAUCCCCAAGGACGUCACUAGCCCAAAGGCGUCGAAGAGAUCUCUGGAGAUUCCCAAUUCGAACACGCCAAGCGGGAUGCUGACACCAAAGACACAGAAGAUUCUGAGCUGGGCAAAGGAUAUCACGCCAACAAAGACUAAGCAGAAGACUUUGAGGGCGGAUUCGGUGGUUUGA